AUGCCUAUCAAGAUACCCGGCUUCGGCCGCCGCAAGUCUGGCCCUGUCCUGGACGAGACGCCGCCGCCAGAGCCCUCGUUCCGCGUCUUCGAACGGCCGCCUCACCGGGCCAGUCACUCCUUCGACUCCGUCUCUGCGCUCAAGAAGGCCGCGGCCGCAGACGACCCGGACCCUGACAACAUCUUUGCCGGCAUCCAGAAGCCCGCCCCGGCCAGCAGCAGCACCUCCCACGUCCCCGGAACCGCCGUUAGCUCGAGAACCGGCAAGCUGGCCGGCUCCUCCAACGGCUCCUCGAGCAAGCCCUACGAUAGCUCCAGCGCCUCGUCCGCCAGAUACAGCUCCUCGUCCACCCUACCUUCGUCGACAGACCAUUCCCCCCACGAUGCCAUCCCAGUGCCGCCCAUCCCGGAGUCGCCCUUCUCCUUCUCCAUUCGCGCUUCGGGCAGGACGUUCUCCUUUGGCUCCAAGGCCUCCAAGACCUCGACGCCCCGGAAGUCCGAGAGCACCAACCGGGAACGGGCCAUGACAAACAGCACCACCAGCACGGCUACUCCGCCCAAGCUCAUGGAGACUGACCUCUCCCUCGAGGGCUCCGGCGAGAUGGGCAACAUCUUCGAAGGUGUGGGUGUCGACAAACGCCGGAGCAGAGUACUGGAAAAUAUACCAACCAAUAUUCCGCAGCCAGGGAGACCUGCUCCGAGCGUGCCGGCAAAGGAUAAAAGGGUGGUGUCUCCUUCGCCCCUGUCUCCCCUGUCCUCGAACCACAGCCGGAAUUCUCGAGACAGCCUCAUUGCGGCUGACGACUUUGCCCUCUCCCAGAAGCUCGCCAGCCAAUUACAAAACGUAGAGCUGAAUGAGUCUAGCCCCAACAACGCCAGAGCUACUACUGCUGCAGCCUCGAGCAUGCCCAAUUCUCGCUCUACGCCCAACAUCUACUCCUCGACAGACAGGGACAGGUUCCGAGACCUUCGUGACCGUGACCGUGAUCCGGAAGUGUCCUCGCUCUUCUCCAGUGACAAGGACUUCUCCGCCGUGCCCCGUCAGCCAUACCACAGCUCUUCUUCCUUCCGCAAAAAUAUACCCCCCAGCGCCUCCAUGAACUCCCACUAUGCCUCCUCCCUCGCCUCGUCCAAGACCGGCAACAAGGUCAUGACUCCCGCCCAGUUCGAGCGGUACCAGCAGCAACAAGCCCAGAGGGCCCCCAGCGAGCCCAGCUCCGACGAAGAAGACGAGAUCGAAAGCGAAGACGACGAAGAUGAGACCGAGAAGAGGAAGCAGGCCGCCGCCCAGAGACAGAAGCAGGAAGCUCAUCUGUCCGUCUACCGCCAGCAGAUGAUGAAGAUCACCGGCGAGCAGAAGAAGGCGUCCACCAACGGCCCGGCCGGAAGCGCUGAGUCUGUUGCCGGUAACCCGAACCGCAGGUCGGUGCUCGACCCCAUGGAGGUGGCCAACUCCAAUAACAACAAUAAUACCAAUAAUAAUCUUAAUAUAAACACCGCCUCCAGCUCCCCCGGCGUCUCCCCGGGCCUCCCCCCAGGCGUUGGGCUCUCAAAAUCCUCCCCUUCAGACGGCGAAGAAGACGACGAUGUGCCUCUGGGUAUCCUCGCUGCCCAUGGCUUUCCUCACCGCAACCGUCCGCCCACUCACCUGGCUGCGUCUCGCUCCAAUCCAAACCUGAAUGCAUCCUUCCAGGCAGGGGCUGCCUCAAUUGCGGGCAUGCAGGAAGGCCCGUCAAAACGAAGCACCCUGCCUGUCUUUGCCCGAAACCUGCCCAAGGACCCGUACUAUGGCUCCAGCCUCGUCAACCCGUCCCAUCGUGAAUCCCUGGCUCUCGGCGGUGGUGCUCCGGGAGUGAACCUCAACACUGUCAAUCUCGGUCCUCCAGGCCUUCCCCCCGGUGGCCUGGUCGGUGUCAUUGCCUCUGAGGAACGAGCUCGUGCAAUGCGUCGUGGCAGUCCCAAUGCACAGGGCGUCUAUGACCUGUCCCCUGCUCCUCAGGUCCAUACCAACUUCCUUGCUCCACAGCCCCAGAUGCAGAUGGGCGGUCUCCUGGGCCAGCUACAGCAGCAUCAGCAAGCUCAGGCCGGCAUGGUCAGCGGAAUGAACACCAACGGGCUAAUAGGUGGUGCUGGAACAAUAAAUCCCCAUCACCAUCACCAUCCGUACCCGCAGCCAGGCAGCGUCGGUGGACCGGCAGAUCAGACCCAGAUGCAGGUCUCCCAGCAAAUGACAAACAUGAUGCAGAUGCAGAUGCAAUGGAUGCAACAGAUGAUGCAGAUGCAAGGGGCCCAGCAGCAGCAGCCUCCACCGCCAGGAGGCCCAAUGCCAAACCUCAACAUGAACGCAAGCUCCGCGUCUCUCCUGCAGCCGCCCAACCCCAACCAGCGGCCCUUCUCUAUGGCCUCCACCUCCACACCCUCUCAGUUCCGUGGGCCGCCACAGGUCGAUCACCGAACUCUCAGCAUGCUCGACCCGUCCACCGCCAGCGCCUACCAGAACCCCGGAAACCGCGCUUCGUUCCUCAUGACGCCCGACAUGUCUGGUCCCUCACUCGGCAUGGGGAUGGGAAUGGGCAUGGGCAUGGGCGGCGGCUUGGGCUCCGGACCAGCACCAGGCUACACUCCCUCCGUCGCCCCCUCUGAACGCAGCAACAUCGGCGCCGCAUCCCGCUACCGCCCUGUUUCAACCAUCGCCCCUCAAGCCAAUGGCACCAACCGCUCCUCAACAUUCACAGGCCACACCCUCCGACCCUGGGCUGAAGAACGACCACCACCACUAGGCCAAAUACUUGCCAACAAGUCGAAUACCAACCUAAGCGCCACCACACCUUCGACCUCCGAGACCACCCCCACCGUACGCCCCGUCAGCUCCAUAAAUCGCCGUGCGUCUCCAAUGGGACUGGGUAACGGCAGUCGGGGAUCUAUAGCCGGUCUACCAACCACGCCCGGAACAGGCGAAGAAGACGAAGACGACGAGCAGGGAUGGGCUGAGAUGAUGAAGAACCGCGAAAAGAAGAAGACUGGCUGGAAGUUUAGGCGUGGUGGUGCCAGCGGCCAUGACGGCUCGUUGGGCGACUACGUUCAUCCCACCGCCAUAUAA
This is a messenger RNA of Trichophyton benhamiae CBS 112371, 3099 nucleotides long. RefSeq lists its product as uncharacterized. Lineage: Eukaryota; Fungi; Ascomycota; Eurotiomycetes; Onygenales; Arthrodermataceae. Bases 1 to 3099 code for a protein of 1032 amino acids. The transcript has 2 exons. The record is from RefSeq and is a predicted model, not a curated record.